GACUUGCUGCGUGCAUCAUCAUGCGUCUGCUCCUCCACUUCAGCGUGUUGACUGUGCUGUGUGCCAUUUGCUGCGCCCAGCAGACCAAGCCGCCCCCUACUACAACAAAGACUACAACAAAGACAACAACAAAGACGACAACAAGAACGACACCGAAGACGACAACAAGGACGACGACGACGGCAAAGACAACAACAAGAACGACACCGAGGACGUCACCGACGACAACUGGAAAGACGACCACCAAGCCAAGAAUUGAUUGCUGGUCAAAUCCAUCGGACUAUAUGCUGGUGAACAAUUCAUGCUACGAACCAAAAUUGGAUUCGGUCUUUGGUGAUAACGGCGACGGCUCCUUCGAUGCUGCCUUCAAAGCUUGCGGUGGAAAUGACGAGACGCGUUAUUAUUUGACUUAUUUCAAGUUGAAUGAGUUCUAUGAUCAAAAUAACUACUUCAACCUGAACAGCACAAAUCCAGACAAAAGGCUGCUGGUCCAAGAGCAAAUCUUGUUUUGCAUCUUUCAAAAACUGGGAAUUGUUGAUUCCAACAAAACGUUUACUAAUGACGAUGCAGUAACGUCGAAAGCAAUGUCCGCUUCCAUAAAGAAAUCCCCAUACUGGUGGCCCAUUUGGAACUGCCUUCACAGACUUUGCAACAAACUCAUUGUUAUCAACGUGGGUUGGAACAUUAGAAUUGUCAUCUACAUUCGCUGCUACAUCUGGUACAUGUACAUGGACUAUAUCGGUUGGCCGAUUUUGAAAAGCAGAGCCAUUCCGGAGGGUCUCACUUGGCAAAAUAGCACGGUCUGCAAUGAAACCCUGUCAGGGAUGUACUCGUGCAACAAAGCGUCCUCCUUCAACCAAGCCUUCCCAACUUACUAGAAGUUCGAGGAACAUAUCACAGCGGCAGCUGCAAAUUCGUAAAAGAAAAUAAUUUUGUGUGCGCACCUUCGGAGAUGUAACAAUCGGAUCGUUUGACUUUAAUAAAAUCACUUUUUGAAUUGAU
Molecule: messenger RNA, 1002 nt
Organism: Cloeon dipterum
Lineage: Eukaryota; Metazoa; Arthropoda; Insecta; Ephemeroptera; Baetidae
Product: G8 domain-containing protein DDB_G0286311-like
Exons: 7
Coding region: 21-878 (285 amino acids)
Source: RefSeq, a predicted model, not a curated record